Messenger RNA from Symbiodinium pilosum, 356 nucleotides. NCBI's taxonomy places the organism in Eukaryota, Dinophyceae, Suessiales, Symbiodiniaceae. The record is from the annotation of a GenBank genome assembly.
GCGAGUCUGCCGUGAAACAUCGACGCACCCUCAGUCUGGCUGAGGAAGACAAGCGGUCCAAGGAACUUCGCAGGCUUGCGGUGGAGGAGCUCAUCAAGCGGCGCGAGGACAUCGGCUGGAUAGUGGAGGGCGACUUUGACGAGUAUGUGGCAAGGAUGGCUCGGCCCGGAACUUGGGGCGGCGAGCCCGAGCUCCUAAUGCUUUCGCAGCACGUCCUGGAGAUGCCGCUGGAGGUGUAUUUGGUGGAGGACGGGCAGUUCAAGCACCUCCUCACCUACUCCCAGGAGCUACCAGGAGAGGCCAUUCGGGUGCUAUUCCAUGGACAAGGGCACUACGAAGCCCUGCUGCGUGUGUGA